This is a messenger RNA of Sclerotinia sclerotiorum 1980 UF-70, 621 nucleotides long. RefSeq lists its product as hypothetical. NCBI's taxonomy places the organism in Eukaryota, Fungi, Ascomycota, Leotiomycetes, Helotiales, Sclerotiniaceae. Bases 1 to 621 code for a protein of 206 amino acids. The record is from RefSeq and is a predicted model, not a curated record. Gene Ontology annotation, cellular component: catalytic step 2 spliceosome; precatalytic spliceosome; Prp19 complex. Gene Ontology annotation, biological process: mRNA processing. The transcript has a single exon.
AUGCCUCUCAUAAACGACAUUCACGAAUCUCUCCCAUACAUUGACGCCGAGCCCACUCCACUCGAACGAGCCGCUGCCGAAUCACUCAUUACCACCUAUUUAGAGCCCGCCUCAACAUCCACUCUACACCCCUCUCUCCCACCCCUCUCACCCUCCAACCUCUCUCCAGCCCUUGCUGCUGAACACGCCUGCAUAUCUUCCUCCACACCUCCACCACCUCUAAACGCCAUUGACCUAAGCCGCUACGAAACACUUUCCCCCUCCGAAUCAUCACUCCCAGCUCCAACCCUCCUCUCCCAAGCCUACACCUCUCAAACCUAUCUCAAGACGCGUCUCACCAACCUCUCCUUACUCGAUCAGUUUGGUAAAAAUGCUUGGUUAAUUGGAAACGCGCAGUUGGAAGAUAUAUUAAAGGGGUUGGAGAGAGAAGUGGCAGCCAAGAAAGAUGAGAUUGAUGUUGUAGUGAUUGGGAGAAAGAACGCACAGGACGCAGUGGAGGCGGAGAUGAGAGGCUUAGAGGAAGGGUGGAAGAAGGGCGUUGGGAGGGUGUUGGAGACGGAGGUGGCGGCUGAAGGUGUUAGGAGGGAGAUUCUGGAGAGAAGAAGGGCAGGUGCUAGUUGA